AUGAGUUGGCAACAGUGUCCUAGCGAAAUUCGCCUCCAUAUCAUGGAGGAGAUUGCGAGCGGCGAAGACCGCCGCAACAUACCCGGUCUGGCUCGCGUCUGCCGAGACUGGCAGGACUUCUUCGAACCCCUCAUAUAUAAGGAGGUGGUCCUCGAUGAAAAUGUUCUUGCUGCCUUUGAGGCUACCGUGGCAGCAAACAAUGCCAAGUUAGCUGCCGUCGAGGCAGUGAUCUUUCGCGUCAAGCUGCCGGAAUACCAAUACCCCCUGUGUCUAGGGCCAGAAGACGACGAAACCCUCGAAAUGAACGACCGGGCUUUCACAUAUCAGAUGUUGGCGCUACUUGAGAUGCUUUCUGUCUGGCACGUAUCAAAGAGCAACAGAAUCACUCUUGGACUUGCCGCUUUCACACCAAGUGACAACGAGCACCGCUUCUUCUUCUGCGACGACGAGGAAGACCACCCCUUCCAAUUUGAAGGGGAUUUGCGGAGAUCUCCGAACUUGUUGGAAUACUAUGAUCAUAACAUCGGGGAGAGCACGCGUUACAUUUGUCCCUCCGAAGAUCAUCACGACCAGCCCAACGAGAUCGAGGAGAGGGCCAGGGUUUGCGGGGAUCCUCUCCGUUUCAUAGCAGAAGAGGUGGAACUACCAAUCCUUCCAAGAGUCCCUAUCGUGGAACAUCUCUUUGUACGCCGACAGAGGUUCAGAAGCAUUGGAGUAGAGUCCGUCUCUCACAUUGCCCGUACGAGCCUCACACAGUUGAGAUCGCUCCAGUUCGAGAGACGAGCUGCUCAAGACUUCAAUGUCAAUAUAACUGAGUCUGAAGCCCAAGCUCGAGCCUUACUCCAUCGCCUUCCCCGUUCUCUUCGCCAGCUGUCUCUUACCGAAUGGACGAGUUUUCAUAGCACUCUUGACUUUGCGUGGAGCCCAUCUAUGCUCAGAGCUACAGAUAUGGCCAGGGUAUUUCAACACUUGACGGAUUUCGCAACCAACUGCAUUGGGACCGUGGAUCACAUCUUGACUAAGAUGACCACCCCUGGGAUGUGCCGAAGCUUGAAGCGGUUGAGCCUCACCCCCCAGUCAUUCAAUCGCAAGAUUUCCUCCCCGCAAGCUAUAAUGGGUACAAUUGAGCGGUCUGCGGAGAUUCUUCCCGCCUGUCCCAACCUACGCGUCAUGGAGCUUUGGGGUACCAGGGGCGGCGAUGGCUAUAUUUUCCGAUACAAGAUGGACCGUGGAGCCAGAAGAGCUUCGAUCACUUGGAGCACCUGCCGGUCAGACAUCCCUUCUCUCCACCGUGCCGUUGAGAACAGCUGGCUCGAUGUCACGACCAAUAUCGGCGACCACCCGCUGGCCAUCCACAUAGAGAACAUCAGCGAGACAAAGCAUGCCAUGGAGUCCAAUCGCGGACAGCCUCUGCUGAAACAUCUGGAGCUUCGGCGCCUUUUGUUGCACCCCCUCACCCUCGCUGAGAUUGAUGCUAAGGACGAGCUCAAGCGAAUCUGGGGUCGACGCAGCCUCCCUCGUUCCAAUGUUGAACUGUGA
This is a messenger RNA of Clonostachys solani, 1539 nucleotides long. NCBI's taxonomy places the organism in Eukaryota, Fungi, Ascomycota, Sordariomycetes, Hypocreales, Bionectriaceae. The record is from the annotation of a GenBank genome assembly.